Homarus americanus (American lobster) is the source of this 3277-nucleotide messenger RNA. RefSeq names its product G-protein coupled receptor Mth2-like. Gene Ontology annotation, molecular function: G protein-coupled receptor activity. The transcript is spliced from 9 exons. Gene Ontology annotation, biological process: cell surface receptor signaling pathway; G protein-coupled receptor signaling pathway. NCBI's taxonomy places the organism in Eukaryota, Metazoa, Arthropoda, Malacostraca, Decapoda, Nephropidae. The coding region runs from base 619 to 2403 and encodes 594 amino acids. Gene Ontology annotation, cellular component: membrane. The record is from RefSeq and is a predicted model, not a curated record.
UAAAAGUAAAAUAAUUUGGGUAAAUAUUUUAUUUAUUUGCCUACAAAGGAUGUAGAGACGUGAAAUUACUGCCAUAGGAUCAGUGUUCGCAGCGUUUUUAUCCUGUUAUUUCCCUCUUCUUUCAAGCCCUGCCCACUAACAAGUAAUUUGUGAUUGAAGAAUAGGCUACAGAGAAAAAAAAUACAAAUCUAGUUUCGAUUUUAUUACCGAGUGUCAUCUAAACAUCAGCACCUGAAAAUUUGGUGUGAUUGUACAAAAGUCUUUCUGGUACUGUACUAACAGUCUUCUCCACCUUUACCCUUAGUUUUAAUAAAGUGAUUAACGAAAUGAUACUGGAAUAUUGGGUAAUGGUUAAAGUCACUGGCGUAGAUUUGUGAUUGAAUACAGGAUGACUUUCAUUACUAACACAAUCUUGUCAGUGAUCUACCCAGAAUAUAACUGGUCGCCCACCCCAAGAUUAACAUGAGUAAUGCGUCGUCGAAACUGUUUGACAAACAACACAUACAGGUACUAUUAGCAACAACCUAGCAAACUGGAAUGCUUCAUUGCAGACAUUUCUAAGCAAACAUCUUGGUUAAGUAGCAGUGGAAAAAUCAGCCAGACAGCCUCCCAUCACUGAUGAAUAUGAUUCCUCCUCUGACAGCGGCUUUGUGCCUCGGCUUCCUGUCCACUGUUUGUUGUGACUCUCCCACAAAAGACUCAUUCUCACAGGAAGUGAAGGGAUGGAGGUGCUGCCAGGAGGAUCGAGCUCGGUACCACAGUGGAUGCCUGUCCAGUGAACUGGACCCAAGCUUCACACCACCACUGAAUUACUCUGAAGCAUCACCCAGUUUAGUAGUAUGGACUCCCCACUCUCUGAAGUGUCCCUGGGGCUUCAAACUUAGGUACUAUGAUACAAGCAAACUGGAGAAACUGAUUUUAAAGGAGGAUGGAGUCCAUCUGCAGUAUUGGGAAUUUAUUUUGAAGACUACCAAUGAUUUUUGUGUGGAAAAGUUUCCCAGUGGUGAAUAUUAUGCUGCUACUUGCCAGCCAGACCUGGACAUAAUAUGUGGUAAUGCAACAUGUAUUCCUAAGUGCUGUGGUAAAGGAGAGAGAUUGUCAUAUGAUAUUAGAGAAUGUGUGUCAACAGAAAAUUGGAGUCUCUCAUUGAAAUAUCAAACCAUAGGUGGUAGUCCAGCUAAAGGCCCAUCUGAUGAACUGGUUGUCAGUGUGGAACUUGACUGCGAGACAAUUACAAAACUUCAUCCUGAGGAAGACCCUGCACACAAAUAUUACCUUCUUCCAAAUGGUGAUAUAUAUGAGUUAGAAACUAGUGAAAGACACAACCCUAAAACCUAUUGCUUCGAAUAUGUUGAAGAGUGGUCUGCCCAAGUGGUGUUUGUGUGUCGGGAACCUCCUUCUAAAACCCUGAAAGUAAAGACUUACUUGCAGGCUGUUGGCACGAUGAUAUCUGCCAUAUUUCUCAUAAUAACAGUUGUGUUUCACCUAUGCAUCCCAGAACUACGUGACAUGCAAGCCCUCUGUCUUCUGUGUCAUAUGUCAUCACUUACUGUUGCAGUUGUGGCAUUGUUCAUUUCUUAUGUAUUUACUAAUUAUAUGACACUCCCUCACUGCAUCAUCAAUGGAAUAAUUCUCCAGUUUUCAUUUUUGGUGGUGUUUUUUUGGCUGAAUGUGAUAUGUUUCGACAUAUGGCGAGUUAUCAGAGCCACUGUACAAUGCAUUCCUUUAACUGGUAUCUUGGCCAGUGAUGCUAAGAAAUUCAAAUUAUACUGUGUAUAUGCCUGGGGUGGACCUUUGGCUAUUACCAUAGUGUCUAUAGUACUGGAUAAUCUCCCAGAUGAACCACACUUCAAAGGUCUCAUUCGCCCAGGGUUUGGGCUCGUGUCAUGUUGGUUUUCAGGUGAUAUCGAACUCUUUACCUACUUUUAUGGGAUAGUGGCAUUGCUGUUUCUAAUGAAUGUGUUGCUGCUGGGACACACAGUGAUUUUGUUGUAUCAGGCUGGGAGUGCCUUCCAGUGCUUUGCCAAGCAAGUCACGGUCUCUGCAUUUAACCGGCAUCACCUUGAAGCGUUUUGGCAGCGUUUCACUUUGUUUAUUUUGAUGGCUUUAUGUUGGGUCACAGAGGUUCUCUCCUGGAAGAUCCCUCCCAAAGAACUAUGGAUCCUGACUGAUGUUUUGAACUCACUGCAAGGAUUCAUCGUGUUCCUCAUCUUCAUAAGUGGCGAUAAGAAGCGUGAACUAGUAAAAAGAGCUUGUACUGGGGCUAUUUCUACAGUAUCAGAUGCUACAAGAAAGAUAUCCAGGUCCAAUGAAACUGGAGUCACUUGGCAUGUGAAUACAACAUCCACAUCCCUCUCAUCACAUGUAGAACAAGGGAUAUCAGUUGUGUCAGAAUCUCAGUAACAAAGAGCAAAGAAUAUGUCGUACUAUUGGCGAGAAAUCAGGAAAAUUACCAAGAAAUUAAAAGGCAGGAGUAUACAGAUACAGUUUUACAUUAGAAAAAGGAAUUCUGUUUCGUUUGUUUUUUAGACUCGUUUAGUACAAAAUUAAGAACAUUCAUUGUCUAGUACUAAGGACAAAGGGAAAUUUUCAAAGUUGAUUAGUAAGUGGGAUAAGAAAGUAAUCCUAUGUUAUUAUAGUUAAACAUAGGUCUGUGUGAAAUGCAAAUGAUUUAUUGGUGUGAAACAUUGUGUUUGGCUUUUGUUCAAGAGCACUCAAAUACAAAACCAUGGCAGAUACCAAACUCUAGAAGGACUUUUUUGAGUCAUGACAGUACCCUUCCAGACUAAUGACAGCCGAGAGGUAGAAAGGACGACUGAUUAAUAACAAACUAACAGUGGGCCAGUUAACAGAGUUGUCAUUAGCAAAAGUUAAGUUUUUCUGCUAAGUUCUUUUUGUAUUUUAAUAUUUUCAUUCUCUAAGUUUAGUAGAGAGACUCUUGGAUGAUAAACAUGCUCUAAUACAAAGUAAACCCCCAUAAUUCAAAAUAAUAAAGGCUCUAACCCUUACAAAUUUAAGAUUUUAGGAAAUAUGAAGAACACCCUCUCCCGUGGAGGGAAACACCCCCAGUAUUUUUCCAUUAUCUGCCCCAAUCAAAAUUAAAACGUUUUCUUGGAUAUUUAACCUCUCGCAUUUGCCUCUUGACUUAGCAGUCAUUAUAAUGUACAACGUGCUUUGGUUAUCAUGUACCACAAUUAUUAAGUAUGAAUUUUUUUUUAUUUUUCAAUGUACUGUACAGAGUACAGUACAUUAUUUAGUAAUAAACUAUCUAUCAGUA